Messenger RNA from Coniosporium apollinis CBS 100218, 1491 nucleotides. RefSeq lists its product as uncharacterized. NCBI's taxonomy places the organism in Eukaryota, Fungi, Ascomycota, Dothideomycetes. The transcript has 2 exons. Bases 1 to 1491 code for a protein of 496 amino acids. The record is from RefSeq and is a predicted model, not a curated record. Gene Ontology annotation, cellular component: multivesicular body; ESCRT III complex; cytoplasmic side of plasma membrane. Gene Ontology annotation, biological process: late endosome to vacuole transport via multivesicular body sorting pathway; vesicle budding from membrane.
AUGAGCGAGCUUCUCAACUUCAUCCUAGACCAUGAAGAAGCAUUCAGAAGAGCCCGCCUAGCCUCCCUCUACUCCGACUUCCGCUACCAGCAAGCCACGAACCCCGACGGCUAUGUUGCGAACAUCAACGCCUGGCGCAAAGCCUUAAUCGAUGCCUCGCGCGCCGGUCUACUCCCCGGACAAGGAGCCUCGAAUGACCUACUCUCCAUCAGGACUGGCGAGGAGCUGGCGCGGGCUCUGGAGACGAAACAAUGGGGCCGGCCGCUCGCUCUAGGAGCCGUGAUACACGAUGCGGUGUCAAAGAAAGAGAUGAUCCCACUCAAGGAAUUCCUCGCCUCCAAAACCAGCAUCUACGCGCGCAGCUGGACGCUCUCCCCGUGGGCCGUCCUCUCCUGGUCCCUCCGCCAAGUUGGGCUCCUGAGCAGCAACCCCGCCUCCGACACGCUUGCCGUGGGCUCCUUCGUCAUAGUCGCGAACAUCGAAGCCGCCGCAGCUGCCGUCCUCGCCCAAAUCCGCCAAACACAUACCUCCAAUAUCGCGCUAAUACACUCCCGCGAGACCUUCACCACCGCCUUCGCCCACGCCCUUAGUCCAUCCCUCCCGCUCUCAGCAACAGACAUCACGAUCCUCCUCACACACCUUUCUCGCGACAAAUCCGCCUGCGCCCUCUCCACCGACGGCCGCACCAUCAAGCUCGCCGCCCCCGGCACCGAACCCACGCCCGUGACAGAGCAAGACGUCACAAUCGCGCACCUACGCACGCUCGUUACCUCACUGGAGGCACAGAUCCCUGCGCUUGCCGCGCGCGUCUCUGAACUCGAUGCCUCUGCGCGAAAAGACGUGGCCGCGAAAUCGAAGACCGCCGCGAUGUCCGCGCUGCGUUCGAAGAAGCUGGCAACCUCUGCGUUAGAGCGCCGAACCGCCACCCUCAGCCAGCUGGAGGAGGUGAUGGCGGGGAUUGAGCAGGCGGCGGAUCAGGUGGAGGUUGUGCGGAUCAUGGCUGCGUCUGCGGGCGUGCUGAAGGGCUUGAACAAGGAGGUUGGGGGUGCGGAAGGCGUGGAGGGCGUUGUUGAGGCGCUGCGGGAGGAGAUGGUCAAGGUUGAUGAAGUUAGUGGUGUGCUUAAUGAGGUUGGGGCUGAGGGGGCGGUCGAUGAGGAGGAGGUGGACGAGGAGUUCGAGGCGCUGGAGAGGGAUGCAAGGGAGAAGCGAGAGGCGGCGGAGGCGGAGGAGACGAGGAGGAGGCUCGAGGAGUUGGAGAGGAUCGAGACGGAGAAGAAGGCCAAGGAACAGGAGGCGGACAGACGGAGGACCGAGGACGGGCAGAGGGACCUAAUGAUGCAGGAGCUGGAUCACGUGAUGAGAGAGAGACAGCCUGAGGACACGGAGGUAGAGGAGACUUUAGAGGGCUUUGGCCGGAUGUCGUUGGACGAAGUUCGACCCGCGCAUGCUGAGGCGGAGAAGCGGGAUAAGGACGCGGUUCCGGCGUCUUGA